AUGGGUAAGAAGGAAGAAGACUGUAAAAGAAUUACUAAGGGGAAAGACGACAAGAAACGUAGCCGGACGCGCGUACCAAGGUUUAAAUUCUUUGAUCGUGAAGACAAUGUGUCCACUAGCAGACGAGAAGAAUCGACAUCAAGCAGACGAGAAGAAUCGACAUCAAGCAGUCAAAGCCAAUACGAACUCUCCGACCACUACAGACAACGAUUUGGUACCCGCUCCCCAAUCGAAUAUAUGAACCUCCGACUGUCUGACUAUGAUUACAAACUUUCAAGAGACGAAGUAUCGAGCAUAUUGGAAAAUGAACUCAGUCAAUUUGGUCUAUUUGAGAUAAAAUUUGUGGAUCGACCAAAUAAAGAAAUGCGACUUGCUUAUAUCAACUUUGAGAGGCGUGAUGCUGCUCACAAAAUAAGGCAUACGAUGAUUCCACGUUUAAAACAACUGCUCGGCAAAAAGAUAUUUUUGGAACCAGCAGGUAUUAUUCGUGACCAGUAUGGCAAAUAUAGUCCAGAUCGGUAUUGCAGAGCUGCAAGGGCGAAUAGAGAGAAGGAUUUUCAAGAUAUGCAAAGAGAAACUCCGGCCAUGGGACGUAAAGUGAAGGAAAUUACUGCCGAUAUUUUGAAUGUACAUAGCAAGGAAGAAGAAGUCGAGCCGACUCGCACGCUCUUCGUUGGUAAUUUACCUGAAAAUGUCACUGCAGAAGAAAUUCAGAAAGUGUUUGAAACAUAUGGCCAUGUUGUCGAUGUUGACAUCAAGCAACCAACAGCAGCUGAUCUUUCUCCCUAUGCAUUUGUGCUGUUUGAAACUAUCGAACAAGCAAUAAGCGCCAAAUAUAACCAAAAUCGCAGACCGAUUAGACCUGGAGCUAACAAAUGUAAAAUUGGUUUUGGAAAAUCGCUCCCCUCUCAAACAAUUUGGGUUGGCAACCUUGGUUACUGGACUACUAAGGAACUGCUCAUGGCGGAGUUUGAUCGAUAUGGGUUGAUUGAGGAACUGGAUUACGAUGAAGGUGAAAACGACGCUUAUAUACGGUUUUCAAACGAAACUGCAGCGAUCGAUGCUUGUCGUGGAAUGAAAAAUUAUCCGCUUGGUGGACCUGAUCACUGCAUUUUCGUUGACUUUGCGAGGAACUUUCUAAGGCUUAGACGGAAGCGACAAUGCAGUUUAGAAGAAUCUUUGGUUGAAGUACAAAAAGAUGCCUCAACAGAUGAAAUUCCCAUUAAGCGGUUUUUUCUUAAAGACAAUUCAUCUGCUAGUUCUUCGCGCGAAGAGAUUGGUAAUCUAGAGCAGUUACAGAAAAACAUUGCUUGUACUUGGCAGGGGUAUCUUGUUUUUAGAAGACACUAUUUCCCAAUCAAAUUGUACCGCAUCUAUGGUUCUGAACAUAUGAUACAGAAUUUGAUGCGUAAUCCAGCUGAAAACGGUGCACCGUAUAAGUUGGUCCUUACCCAACGAACCCCAUUGUCUGAUACGGAGACCAUAGAGGAGAAACUUGCCAACCUUUCACAGGCGGAGGUAGCAGUAAUGAUUGCUGUCGCUGUGAGCUGUUCACUGGAAUCUGUUAUCAAUUAUUUACUUGAGAGGCAGGCAGCUGGAGUUGUCGUUAUUCCUGAAUGUUCUGUUCACAUUUUUCCACCUCAUCAGACGACAACAAAGUUAGUCGAUCUGGUAGCGCCAGAAGUUAGCAUUUUGAGUGAAAACUGUGGAUACCUUUUGCUAGUCUUACUGCGUGAUGAUCCUUCUGAAGAAGGCGCAAACGGUUUUUAG
Messenger RNA from Enterobius vermicularis (human pinworm), 1770 nucleotides. The record is from the annotation of a GenBank genome assembly. NCBI's taxonomy places the organism in Eukaryota, Metazoa, Nematoda, Chromadorea, Rhabditida, Oxyuridae.